AUGAACACUGAACCGGAAUCUGAGCUUCCAGGUCCUGCACCAAUACGACGCCUUCAGGAAUCACUUAUCAAUCGUAUUGCUGCCGGAGAAAUCAUACACAGACCCGCCUCAGCUCUCAAAGAAUUGCUAGAAAACUCUCUCGAUGCAGGCGCAACGACAAUUCGCGUAACAGUGAAGGAUGGAGGGUUAAAGCUACUGCAAAUUCAAGACAAUGGAUCUGGAAUUCGCCAAUCGGAUCUCCCAAUACUUGCUGAACGAUUCACAACCUCGAAACUUUCAACAUUCUCUGAUUUGACGAAAUUGACUACAUACGGGUUUCGGGGAGAAGCCCUUGCGUCUAUAUCUCAUGUUGCUCAUCUCUCUGUGGUGACAAAGACAAGGACGUCGACUUGUGCGUACAAAGCGCUGUAUUCUGAUGGGAAACUUGUUCCUGCUCAGCGUGGACAGUCCGAGGAGCCGAAACCUUGCGCUGGGAACGACGGCACGACUAUCACUAUAGAGAAUCUCUUUUUCAAUACCCCGACCCGUCUAUCCGCGUUGCGAAAUACAUCUGAAGAAUAUGCUCGUAUUCUCGAUGUGCUUACCAAAUACGCGAUACACAAUCCCAAGGUUUCAUUCAUGUGUAAAAAGGCUGGUUCAUCUUCUCCGGAUCUUAGCACUCCAUCGGCUUCUACAACUAGACAUGCAAUAAAGAUGUUAUAUGGCCCUAGUAUUGAAAAGGACUUACUUCAAAUUGCAGUUAAUGAAGACAUGAAGGGUGAAGUCUCUUGGAGCUCGGAAGUGUAUUUCACAAACGUCAAUUAUCAGGCAAAGAAAACCAUUUUUUUGCUAUUCAUCAACUCUCGAUUGGUUGAGUCUACACGCAUUAAGCGUGCCAUAGAAAACGUCUACACCGGCAUACUUCCUAAAGGCGCCUCUCCUUUCGUGUAUUUAAGCCUGAAAAUAGAUCCGCGGUCGGUGGAUGUUAACGUGCACCCGACGAAGAAAGAGGUGCAUUUUCUCAAUGAGGAAGAAAUCACAACACAGAUAUGUGACACCCUGCAAGCGAAGAUAGCAGAAAAAAGCCAUUCGCGUGUGUUUGAAUAUCAGACUUUAUUGACAGGGGGGAUUGAAUCCUCUAGCCAAAGAAACGACAAGAAACGCAAAGAAGCUCCGACUGAAACACAAACCAUCAACGAUGAGGAACGCGAGGAAGUGUCUGCUUCUUUGUCAGGACCUAAGAAAGUCUAUUCACACCAUAAAGUUCGGACGUCACUGCAGGAUCGUACACUCGACUCUAUGUUCCCUGUUGUGAACCCUAGCCAAAUAGGCAAAGGACCAGCCGAAUCCAAUCCGCAGUCACAGUCGUUGCCUCGAUCUAGGGAGGUGAAGGAAUCGGAGUGCUUUCUAACCUCAGUAACCACUCUCCGGAAUCGGAUACUGAAAGGCAAACACAAAUUGCUCACUGAAAUUCUUGAGAAACACACCUUCGUUGGCAUCGUCGAUGUCGAUCGCUGUCUUUCCUUGAUCCAGUAUUCGACCAAGCUGUAUCUUGUAAACCAUGGCGCAUUAGCCGAAGAACUUUUUUAUCAACUUGGUCUCCGCCAUUUUGGCGAUUUCAGUCGAUUAAAGUUGGAACCGCCUCCGUCAUUACGAGAAUUGGUCAAAAUCGCAGUUGAUGCGGAAGAAAUAUCCGAGGAAACUUCAUUAUCUAAACCUGAUAUUGUUGACCGGAUCGUCAAAAUACUCCACUCCAGACGCUCAAUGCUCUCCGAAUACUUUUCGCUGACUAUCUCAGAGGACGGUCUUGUCCAGAGUCUUCCGCUUAUACUCCGCGAUUAUACCCCGAAUUUGGACAAGUUGCCGUUGUUCCUAAUGCGUCUUGGACCGCAGGUGAACUGGACGUCUGAAACUGAAUGUUUCGAAUCUUUUCUCCGCGAAUUAGCAUAUUUCUACGUCCCCGGACCAAUAUCCAGUGACCCUUCUAUACCGACUGCUGUGAGUGAGACAGAUGAGGACAUUGCUGGAAGUAAAGCAGAAAGAUGGCAGAUCCAACAUAUAUUGUUCCCUGCUAUGCGGCGUUACUUAGCAGCACCCAAAUCUCUACUGGAUGUGGACGUGGUCCAGGUUGCUAGUUUGCCGGACUUGUACAAGGUUUUCGAAAGAUGCUGA
Molecule: messenger RNA, 2151 nt
Organism: Lentinula edodes (shiitake mushroom)
Lineage: Eukaryota; Fungi; Basidiomycota; Agaricomycetes; Agaricales; Omphalotaceae
Product: DNA mismatch repair protein MutL
Exons: 13
Coding region: 1-2151 (716 amino acids)
Biological process (GO): mismatch repair
Cellular component (GO): MutLalpha complex
Molecular function (GO): ATP-dependent DNA damage sensor activity; ATP binding; ATP hydrolysis activity
Source: RefSeq, a predicted model, not a curated record